CCACAAUGAUCGAGAAUGCAGCAAUCUUUGCGCGUGGAACUGCUAUUGAUCGUUUACGGGUUGAUUCUCGUUGUCUGGGGAAUCAAUGGAUUAAACAUACCCGAGUGCAGUGGCCAGAAUGGAUUUAUUAACAAUACGCGAUCCAAUUGCAAUUACUCCCUCAUCAAUUGCUCUGGCCAGAACUCGAUGUUCUGCACGGACAACACGACCUGCAAUGCCAACUUCACCUGUAGCGACAUACUUCCGGUGGAUAAUUCAACAGCACUACCCAUAAGCACAACUCCCAAUGUGGUAACCACAGCCUCGACAACUGUUUCACCUUCCGAUAUUCGACGAGAGUGUCGUCAGGGUGUUACCAAAAGAUUUAGCUAUCCGCAGAAUUGUAACUACUUCUACUAUUGCGUUGAUGGCUUUCUGCUGGUGGAGCAAUGUCCUAUUGGCUACGCAUUCGAUCCCCAAACUGGAGCUUGUGGUGGACGUACGUAAUCGCUCCAGCGAUUGUACUUUAAAGUGAAAAUAAUCGCACCAAACUUUUAAUUAAGCCUCUUGUCGUGUCAAAUUAAACAAUUAUAGCUAG
Molecule: messenger RNA, 577 nt
Organism: Drosophila melanogaster (fruit fly)
Lineage: Eukaryota; Metazoa; Arthropoda; Insecta; Diptera; Drosophilidae
Exons: 1
Coding region: 16-486 (156 amino acids)
Cellular component (GO): extracellular region
Molecular function (GO): chitin binding
Source: RefSeq, marked reviewed